Molecule: messenger RNA, 2726 nt
Organism: Acipenser ruthenus (sterlet)
Lineage: Eukaryota; Metazoa; Chordata; Actinopteri; Acipenseriformes; Acipenseridae
Gene: stx1b
Product: syntaxin 1B
Exons: 10
Coding region: 175-1041 (288 amino acids)
Biological process (GO): intracellular protein transport; exocytic insertion of neurotransmitter receptor to postsynaptic membrane; vesicle fusion
Cellular component (GO): plasma membrane; SNARE complex; endomembrane system
Molecular function (GO): SNAP receptor activity; SNARE binding
Source: RefSeq, a predicted model, not a curated record
CUGCAUCGCUCUGCAGCAUCAGUACCAGGACUAGGAUCACCUUCAGCGGCCGCAGAACAGCAUCCCCCAAACCCCUUUACCUACUACCGCCAGCGGGGACCCCGAGAAAAUAAAGCCGAGAGACAGACAGUGAGCGCCGGCCGGACACGCACCGUCAGCCGGGCAUCUGCCAACAUGAAAGACCGCACGCAGGAACUGAGAAGCACUAAAGACAGCGACGAUGAUGAAGAGGUGGUUCACGUCGAUCGAGAUCAUUUCAUGGAUGAGUUUUUCGAACAGGUGGAGGAGAUCAGAGGAUGUAUAGAGAAGCUGUCCGAGGACGUGGAGCAGGUGAAAAAACAGCACAGUGCUAUCCUGGCAGCUCCUAACCCUGACGAGAAAACCAAACAGGAGUUAGAAGAUCUAACAGCAGACAUCAAAAAAACUGCAAAUAAAGUCCGGUCUAAAUUAAAAGCAAUUGAACAGAGCAUUGAACAGGAAGAAGGGUUAAACAGAUCUUCAGCGGAUUUGCGAAUUCGGAAGACGCAGCACUCUACUCUGUCUCGCAAGUUUGUGGAAGUCAUGACUGAAUACAACACCACACAGUCCAAGUACCGGGACCGUUGCAAGGACAGGAUCCAGAGACAGCUGGAGAUCACUGGGAGGACAACCACCAAUGAGGAGCUAGAAGAUAUGCUGGAAAGUGGCAAGCUUGCUAUCUUCACUGAUGAUAUCAAAAUGGACUCCCAGAUGACGCAGCAGGCCCUGAACGAGAUCGAGACCCGACACACCGAGAUCAUCAAGCUGGAGAACAGCAUCCGUGAGCUGCAUGACAUGUUCGUGGACAUGGCCAUGCUGGUGGAGAGCCAGGGGGAGAUGAUUGACAGAAUCGAGUACAACGUGGAUCAGUCGGUGGACUUCGUGGAGAGAGCCGUGUCCGACACCAAGAAAGCUGUGAAAUACCAGAGCAAAGCGAGGAGGAAGAAGAUCAUGAUCAUUAUCUGCUGCGUGGUUCUAGGUGUCGUUCUAGCAUCAAGCAUCGGAGGCACGCUGGGGUUUUAAGAAAACGCACCAACAGAACAAACAAACAAAAAACAAAACAUCAAAACAAACCGCGAGGGCUGGGCGGGAGGGAGGGAAAAAACCACGAAAAUAAAAAAAUAAAAGAAUCGUUCAUAAAAACAAAAUACUUUCCACUGAACGCGUCAGAAUCGCUGUUCCCGAAGCGACGACUACAUUUAAACGCGUUUUUUUUUUUGAUUUCCAAAUCGGGUUGUGAAAGACGUUUAAAAGAGAUAUUGUCGAUUAUUUUGGAAGAGAAAAAAAAUAAAAAAUAAUAAUAAUAAUUAUGAAUAUUGACGAGGCUUCUUAAAGCUGUCAAUUUUUAAAAGCCCUCUUUUUUUUUUAAAGCCUCACAUAGAAAAAUAUAUAUAUAUUGAUGUACAUAUAUAUGUAUAUAUAUAUAUUUACGGGGGGGGGGCAAUAGAUAUAGUUGCUCCAAAAUCUUAAGACACUAAAACUGAACUAAAACGAAGCCAGUUUGUGCCUUGAAACGUGGUUUCGAUACAGCAAACCUCCGACUAGACCUCCCGGUGGUCUCCUCGAACCAGCUUUCAUGUUGCUGCAAAUGGUGGCUUCGUAUUCCCACAUUAUGAAAAAACAAAAAAUACGUUUUUAUUCCACAAGUAAGACCGUGUGAAUGAAUGAUAUGACCGGUUUCAACAAAUGCAUGUAUUUAAUUGUCUGUAAAGGGGGCGAGGCUCACCGGGGCGUAUUGUAACAGCGUCUGAUUAAAUUCGCUCUGCUUUUAAAAUUUUAAUUGAUUUAAUUAAUUUGUGGGUCACCCUGUUUCACACAGUCCCGCCCCCAUCAGACAAAAAUAAACAAAUAAGCCAAUCAGCAAGCAGCGUUGGUCUGAUUGACGGAAACGCCUUACACGUGGAAUAAAAUCAAUUUAUUCGCCCUUUUUGUUUUUAAUUUUUUUUAAAGCGCGUUACUAAAAUCUGUUUUACUGUUCUGAGAUUAUGGAGCCAGUUAGUAACCUUAGCAACAGGGGCUGAACUACAUUUCCCAUCACGCCCCGCGUUACCCCUUAAUAAAAGGGAAAGUGUGUCGCGUUUGUGUAUGUUUUAUUAAUAAGAUUUAAAAAGAGAAAACUAAAUUACAAUAACAAAACAACAACAACAACAAAAAAUACAAGGGCUGUAAACAGAGAUUGGUUCACUCCUCCCCUUUUAAAAAAAUAAAUAAAUAAAUUAAUAAUAAUAAUAAUAAUAAUAAUAAUUGUUUACUAAAGGGUUAGUUGAAGCCUGUUCCGAUUAAUUUGGUGGUAUCUGUUACCUUGGAAACGGUUUAACUACAAACUCGAUUGGUAUUCGACUAUUCAGACACCGCAUAUUUUACAAACGAGUAUUAUUAUUAUUAUUAUUUAUUUAUUUAUUUAUUUAUUUAUUUAUUUCUUAGCAGACGCCCGCCUUAUCCAGGGCGACUUACAGUCGUACACAAAAAUACAGUUCAAGUAUCACAUUACAAGUAAUAAUACAAUUAAGAGCAAGAUAAAUACAUUAAAUUAAAAUGUAUUAAACCGUGAGGUCAAUUUUAAAGCUGUUUUUUUUUUCGUUUUUUUUUUUUUUUGUUAAUGGUCAAAAUGUGCCGUUGCAAAACUCUGUCUCCCCUGCAGAUUAAUUGAUCUGGUUGCAAAAAGAAGCGAAUCAAGGCAUUUACGUUAUUUUAUUUACAACACGAUA